This is a messenger RNA of Acanthosepion pharaonis, 909 nucleotides long. NCBI's taxonomy places the organism in Eukaryota, Metazoa, Mollusca, Cephalopoda, Sepiida, Sepiidae. The record is from the annotation of a GenBank genome assembly.
AUGGAUGGCAACAGGCGCUUUGCAUCUAAGAAAUGCAUUGAACGCUCUCAAGGGCAUAUGAGGGGAGUUGAAAAACUUGCUGAGGUGUUGGAAUGGUGUCUAAAUCUUGGAAUUUCUGAGGUAACUGUGUAUGCCUUCAGCAUUGACAAUUUCAAAAGGUCCAAGGAAGAGGUUGACUGCCUUAUGGAAUUAGCUCGGCAAAGAGCUAAACGCUUGUUAGAAGAAAAAGAUGAAUUAAACAAACAUGGUGUGUGUGUUAGAUUGAUUGGCAAUUUGAACUUACUUCCACAAGAUAUUCAGAAUAUAAUUGUUGAAGUUGUGAAUUUAUCUAAAAAUAACACAAGGGCUUUUUUGAACAUCUGUUUAGCUUAUUCAUCCCAGGAUGAAAUCAGCACAGCCAUCAAGGAUGUAGCAGAAGGUGUACAAAUGGGUUUAUUAAAAACCAGUGAUGUAGACCAGCAGCUUCUCCAGAACUGCAUGUAUACAAACAAAUCUCCUAAUCCCGAUUUGCUCAUUCGGACAUCUGGAGAAGUGAGAUUGAGUGGCUUUCUUGCUUGGCAGAGUACUUUUUCCUGUUUAUCAUUCCUGAAAGUUUUAUGGCCUGAGUUUAGUGUGUGGCACUUGUAUUUGGCAGUCCUCAAUUACCAACAGAAUCAUAAUUCUAUUCAAGUGGCUGUAAACUACAAUAAUAAAGAAUGUGAACAUCUUCAGAUGACUUCUGAUUACGAGAAUGCUAUAAUGGAAAGAAAUGCAGAACACAAUUGUCUUGAAGAGGAAUUGAGUUCCCUUUCUGCUUCCAAGAACUAUGUCUAUGCUUUGCAAAGAAAACAGCGUGUUGAUGCUUUCCUUAGUUACUUAUACAACAAAAGAGAAGCUUAUAUACAGAAUAUCUGUACUAAAAUUCUGUGA